Molecule: messenger RNA, 2112 nt
Organism: Capra hircus (goat)
Lineage: Eukaryota; Metazoa; Chordata; Mammalia; Artiodactyla; Bovidae
Gene: PTPN20
Product: protein tyrosine phosphatase, non-receptor type 20
Exons: 6
Coding region: 353-1270 (305 amino acids)
Biological process (GO): protein dephosphorylation
Molecular function (GO): protein tyrosine phosphatase activity
Source: RefSeq, a predicted model, not a curated record
ACAGUUUGAUCUCUGGUUCUCUUGCCUUGCUUGCCUUGGCAUAAUUGUCAGUAUAUACGCUCAGUCACAUUAUACAACAGAUCACUUCUCCGUCUAUCAUAUCUAUUUAUAACACAGUAGUUUUUUCUAAGAAUUGUGGGUUUUGUGUGAUUUCAAGGUGUAUAGUCAUGAUUUUUCCAAAAUAAGGACCCUUAUUAUUAAAAGUAAUAAUAGACUCUUCACCUCUGGAAAAAUAAAAUUUCAUUAAUUCUUAAAUGGCUGGAUCUUUACUUAAAAGAAAACAAUAAAAAUAAAAUCUCCCUUCACACAUAUAUACGUAACUUAGAGAUGUGAAUUUUUCUCUUUCUUAGGUAUGGAAAUUGUUUCUGAAAAGGAGCUAGCUCAGUUAGCUCUGGUUCGACCAUUAAUAUUCAAUACACAGGAGCAAUCAACCAUCAGGGAUUAUUUUAAAAUACUUACAAAAAAAGUAUCAGAAGAUGAAAUCACCCAGGAAUUUAAUGCUUUGAAAGUUAAGAAUCUGCCUGCUGUUUUCCACUCUGGGAAUGAACUACACAACAGAGACAAAAAUAGAUAUCGAGAUAUUCUUCCAUAUGAUUCAACACGUGUUCCUCUCGGAGAAAACAAGGACUACAUCAAUGCCAGUUAUAUUAAAAUAGCCAAUUCUGGAGCAGAGUAUUACUAUAUUGCUACCCAAGGACCACUGCCAACUACCACGGAUGACUUUUGGCAAAUGGUUUUGGAAAAUAACUCUAAUGUUAUUGCCAUGAUAACCAAAGAGAAAGAAGGUGGAGUUACCAAAUGCCACCAUUACUGGCCUAUUUCUAUGAAGAAACCUUUGGAAUUGAAUAGCUGUCGUAUCUUCCUGGAGAACUAUCAGAUACUUCGGUAUUUCAUCAUUCGAAUGUUUCAAGUUGUCAAGAAGUCUACAGGAGCUAGUCACUUUGUAAAACACUUGCAGUUCACCGACUGGCCAGACCAUGGCACUCCUACUUCAGCAGAAGGUUUUAUAAAGUAUGUUCGUUAUGUGAGGAAGAGCCACCUUACAGGACCCAUCGUUGUUCACUGCAGCGCAGGCGUGGGUCGGACAGGGGUGUUCCUGUGUGUGGAUGUUGUAUUCUGUGCCAUUGAAAAUAACUUUUCAUUCAACAUCAUGAAUAUAGUGGGCCAAAUGAGAGAACAACGUCAUGGAAUGAUCCAAACAAAGGAGCAGUAUAUGUUUUGUUAUAAAAUUGUGCUUGAAGUUCUUCAGAAGCUUUGGACUGUAAAGUAAGAAAGACUUCUAUUGCCUCACACUUGAAAUUACUAGCAAGUGGCUUGGAGCCUCCUCUUAAAGAACAUGUUUGAGCUGUGCUCGAAGGGCUUUGCUUAUACAAAUGUGCUUUCUUGGUAUAUCAUUUGACUUUCUGACAAUUCCCUGAAGGCAGUACCAUUUGGUUUGAGGUAAACGGUGUUUACCCACUGAUCUUACUUAGGUAAUAUCAAAUACCUUCCCAUAUUUUCCCAUGAAAUGAAAGUUAUGUAAAGCAACUUCCGUCUAUUUGGUUGAAGAGAUUACAGAACCCAGUAAAGGAUUUAAACUGUAUUAUUUAAGAUUUUAUUUGGAAAGACAGCUGGAGGGAGCUGAGAAUUUUCAGGAUCACAAGAUGGUGAGAUUAUAUCAUGAUUUCUUACAAGCAUUUUCAAGACAGAUACGUAUCCAUGUUUUCUAGCUAGAGUCUGUACUGUUAGGUGGUAUUUGAACAGCUUAGGUCACUCAAGAACCCCGUUAGAGAGGGUCAAAUUGGAUUCCCUUCCCCUGUGCUUCUCUACUCCUGUGGGGCCCCAGGGACCUCAAAGGACAAGCUGCCUUUCUAGAGCAGCUGGAUAAGGUCUGGGAAUUUUCAUGGGUGGGCAGAGUUCCUCCUCUCCAUCACUGGAGCACACUGGUGAACAGUCCAAAACUAAAAUAGAUGUUUAUGUAGAAAGUCCAAGAGGAAACUUUUGCCCGUUCUUGAGUUCUUUCCUAUCCCACCCUAACACUUAACAUAUUAGUCUGCUUUGUUAAAAGCAAACAUUACAUUUUACUUGCCUCUUAAUCUCUGCCCUUUAGCUUUAGAGGGCAAUAAACUUUGA